Molecule: messenger RNA, 735 nt
Organism: Musa acuminata AAA Group (dessert banana)
Lineage: Eukaryota; Viridiplantae; Streptophyta; Magnoliopsida; Zingiberales; Musaceae
Product: transcriptional regulator SUPERMAN-like
Exons: 1
Coding region: 1-735 (244 amino acids)
Source: RefSeq, a predicted model, not a curated record
AUGUACCUCUUUGUCCCCAGCUCGGAGGAUAUAGAUGCUUUGUCCUCGGGGCUUCCCCUCCUCUUCUCCAUGGAGUUUUGGAAGUGGGCAACGACAGAAUACAGCAGCAGCGGGCCUCGGAUCCCCGGGCUCGUCGUCGACGAAUCGUGGGAGGACGCUGCAGGCCGGUCGGGAGGCUGCGUGUGGCCGCCGAGAUCUUACUUCUGCAGCUUCUGCAGACGAGAGUUCCGGUCGGCGCAGGCACUCGGCGGGCACAUGAACGUGCACCGAAGAGAUCGAGCCAGGCUCAAACAGUGUUCGAGCCUCAGCGGGGAAACCACGGACGACCAUCGACGUCCAGAUCCUCGUAGCCCCCCACUCGUCCUCCACCCUGCCGCUAACCCUAACCCUAAUUCCGGUGUCGUACCACCGAAACCUGCUCCUCCUUUCUCUUCCAGCAUCACUCGAGACUACCUCACCGGGUCGCACCUCUCCACGAUCAGAUCUCCGGAAGACUCCACGGCACCUCUCCAUCUCCUCGUCGUCUCGGAGUCCGGCGUUCUGGGAUCAUGGACAGAUCCAGAAAUCUCCGACGAGGAGACCAACUGCAACAAGAGGAGGAGAAUCGAGCCCACGCCCGAAGGCUUCUUCCUUGCAGCCUUUUCUGGUGAUCGACGAUACGAGGCACUCGAUGAUAACCCCGUCCAGGAGUUGGAUCUCGAGCUUAGGCUCGGAGAUGCUCCUAAGAUCAAGUAG